AUGUCUUACCAAGGCUACCCUCCGGCGUCGCCUUAUGGCCAACCCCCUCCACCACAGGGAGGCGGAUAUUACCAACAGCCUCCUCCUCAGCAGCAUCAUCAGCAAUCUCCGUAUGGUGCACCUCCGCCACAUGCUUCAUACAACGCUUAUCAACAGCCCCCACAAGCUUAUGGCCAACCACCACCCGGGCCGCCGCCGGGACAGUACGGUGCACCUCCUCCACAGCCCUAUGGUGCUCCGGCUCAUUCCCCACCACCCGGGCAGUACGGUGCUCCUCCUCCCCCGCACGCCCCGUAUUACCCGUCCGGACCUCCACAGGCUGGCUACGGCGCACCGCCGCCUCACGCGGGCGGUUACGGACAACCUCCUGGUCCACCUCCUCACCAACCCUACGGGGCCCCACCGGCCACACCCACAACGUACCCGCCUCAGCCCUAUGCCGUGCAGUACCCGCCGACACCACCUUCUCCCGGAUAUGGCCCCGCGAUGAGCAUCCCAUGGAACCCCGACCCGGACGCGGAUAGGCUAAGGAAAGCCAUGAAGGGAUGGGGCACCGAUGAGAAGGAGCUGAUCCGGGUUCUGGCCGACAAGGACCCUCUCCAGAUCAAUCUGCUUCGCGAAGCGUUUUCAAAGCGUCACCGCCGCGAUCUUAUCGCCGACAUCAAGAGCGAGACGAGUAGCUGGUUUGAGGAAGGGCUCGUCAUGCUUGCUCGCGGUCCUCUUCUCAACGACGUGCACAUGCUGUACAAUGCCAUGGAUGGGGCAGGCACCAACGAAGACAUCCUCAAUGACAUCCUACUCCGCCGGUCCAACGCCGACCUGAAGGCCAUCAAAGCCGAGUUCAGUCGGGUUUUCCGCCGGUCCCUCGAGGAAAUGGUGCGCGGCGAGCUGAGUAUGAAGACGGAACGGCACUUUAUGAUUGUGCUCGGUGCCACACGUGCUGAAGAUGCGGCUCCAGUGGUGAAGGCAGACAUUGACCGAGACGUUGAUGACAUAUAUAACGCAACCGAGGGCAAGAUUGGCACAGAUGAAAUGCGUGUGUGCAGCAUUCUCAGCCUGAGGAAUAACAACCAAAUCCGUGCCAUUUCUUACGAGUACAGGCAAAAGUACGCCAGGGAUCUCGAUACCGUAAUCCAAAAACAGGAAUUCUCGGGACACAUGAAGGACGCCCUUCUUAUCCAGCUACGCCACGGCACAGACAAGUACAUGCUGCAGGCCCGACUUCUCGAGGAUGCCAUGGCAGGAUUGGGUACCAAGGAUCGUCUGCUCACCAGCCGUCUGGUCCGGGCCCAUUGGGAUCGCGAAAACUUGCGCAACGUGAAGAACGCGUACGAGCAACGCUACAAGACCAAGUUGUAUAAGAGAGUGCAGGGGGAGACCAGCGGCGAUUACCAGAGGCUUUUGGUGGCCAUUUGUGGAGAACCUAUUUGA
This is a messenger RNA of Sordaria macrospora k-hell, 1431 nucleotides long. RefSeq lists its product as uncharacterized. The record is from RefSeq and is a predicted model, not a curated record. Gene Ontology annotation, cellular component: cytoplasm. Gene Ontology annotation, molecular function: calcium ion binding; calcium-dependent phospholipid binding. NCBI's taxonomy places the organism in Eukaryota, Fungi, Ascomycota, Sordariomycetes, Sordariales, Sordariaceae.